Micromonas pusilla CCMP1545 is the source of this 1202-nucleotide messenger RNA. RefSeq lists its product as uncharacterized. Gene Ontology annotation, cellular component: mitochondrial outer membrane. The record is from RefSeq and is a predicted model, not a curated record. Lineage: Eukaryota; Viridiplantae; Chlorophyta; Mamiellophyceae; Mamiellales; Mamiellaceae. Bases 1 to 672 code for a protein of 223 amino acids. Gene Ontology annotation, biological process: intracellular protein transport. The transcript has a single exon.
AUGCACAGUGUAGCUUCGUUCUUACGGACCUUCCUUGCUUAUAUGAUCUCUAUAAACAAUGACUAUUAUAAAAUAGCUAAAGACUACACCGCGUUUAUACACACAUACAGUAUAGUACGUAUAGAAGGUACCUUCGAAGGUAGGUACGAAAGUAUGAUACCUUCGUACGAAAGUACCUUCGUACUUUCGUACACUGCACCUUCACCUACAACUCACCUACAGUGCACGUACCGUUGUACACGUACACGUACGGAAUUCGAAAAGAGGAAAGCCUUCCAGUCCCUGCGUUGUUUUACUCGACGCAUAGGGCUACCCGGUUCGCGACGCCGUCACGAUCGUGACUUCACUAAAAGUUCAAACUUCAGUGAUCGUCCUUCUACUCAUUCUUCAUAUUUUGCGUGUACAAAGCGCAUGGAAAUAACUCCCGCUCCGGACGCGACCUGCAACUCUCAAAUGUCCUCCUUGGGCGACAGCGCACGUGUCGGUAAGAAACUGAUCUGGCACACGGGCAAGGCUGCGUGGGUCUUCGGCACGUCCUUCCUCCUUCUCGUCGUACCUCUCAUCGUACAAUUGCACCGGGAAGAGCAGAUGGCUGCGGCAGAGCAGGAACAGUUAGGUGUUCUGAACUUAGGUUCCUCUUCUCUGAUGACCAACGCUGUUCCGGUGCAGUGAGUUGGGCUCUUACGAUACUCCGCGACCCUACUGCCGUUCGCGUUUGAUGAUCUUCCGAUCGCGCACACGCGAUCUAGGUUCAUGCGCAGUGAGGUGCAUAGGUUUACGUUCGUAGUAAAUCUUGAAAUCAUAUGUGACUUGGUCAGCUUAACAUCGGAAGUCUUCCGCUUGUGUACGUGCGGUCUUAUCCCGCUCGAUCGUUCGGGCUCACAGAAACUGAUCUGUUUAGUUGAAAGUAACUGGGGACUUGUCUGAGAAAGCUCAAAUCUAACGUCGCCUGGUGACGAAUACAAUGAGCGCAGAGUGCAUGGAGAUUUUAUCGUAACGGCGGAAACCGAAGACAUACGCUUGACUGCUUAUUUCGCGGUGUUACGAGGGGGAAGAGCUGUGGUUGUGGGCUGGACACCCUUCCUUCCUUCGUGAAUUCGUAUAUGGUGACCAAAUGAGCGAUGAGCAAAGCGAAGAUGAACGAUUAACAGGUGUGGUUGGAGAAUUUACGAGAAGAAGCGCGGCACAUCGUUUGCCGUUCG